CCUGUAAAUAGGCUCGCAAUUGCAACUUCUAAGCAUAAAACGAGAUGUGAAAUUCACUGCAAGUGACUGCAGGCGUUGUAGCAAUAGCAGAGAGUACUCGAACUAGAAGUCCCCACGGAAUAUGGCCAUAACUAUCCAUGUUGUUGCUGCACUUAUUACCGUGCUGGCGGGCCGCUGGCACGACUUGGCCUGAAUAUGCGACCAAGCGCGUUCUCGAUAUAUAUAUACAUCCAGCAGCUCUUGUUGCAGACGCAAAAACAGAAUGGGGAAGCGUUGCUCACCGCGGCGAUACUCCAAUACGAUGGCGUAAGCAUUCACCGGAGCUUGAAGAGCAUGCACUCACAUUUGUGACAAGUUCCCGUGGAUGCUGAAGAUGGCGGUCCGUAUCCGCGAGAAUUCGUAAUCAGUAUACCAUUCAGGCACAGACAAAGAGCAAAGACAAAAUCAUGACACGCGAC
Messenger RNA from Truncatella angustata, 458 nucleotides. RefSeq lists its product as uncharacterized. The coding region runs from base 138 to 371 and encodes 77 amino acids. The record is from RefSeq and is a predicted model, not a curated record. NCBI's taxonomy places the organism in Eukaryota, Fungi, Ascomycota, Sordariomycetes, Amphisphaeriales, Sporocadaceae. The transcript is spliced from 2 exons.